AUGUACCAAGACAGACAAAACUUACCAUCACAUCUAAAAGGUAUAUAUGUUCAUAAGUUCCUAGUUAGUUCAAUAGCAAUGUGGGCUUCACCUCGCUAUGCAUGGUAUGUUUGUAAACUUCUUGACGAACUUUGUACAAAGCAGAGAGAAGAUAUGAUGAAAGAAGAUAAAAGCAUACAGAAAAGAAUACCACGUUCGGUACCAAAAGGAAAGGAAAAGAACUAUAAGUAUAUGAUUUAUACUGAAGAGAUGGAAAAUGAAGAAGACAGAGAUAUGGUUAUGUUGCAUUUAGUCAGAAGAAACAACAAAAGCUUUUACGACCUUGCUAAGAUUUACAAAUCUGACAGAAAUUGGUUCUAUCGCGAAAACUUACCGAUUUCAAUGACACCGAAUGAAGAUGUGAAACAAAUAGUUCAAGAUACGUUACCUCAAACACACUAUGAUAUUAAAGGUUGUACAAUACUUACCUUCAAAGAAGAUUUGCCGCUACUGAAAGAAAAAAUAACAGAAUAUUUCGAUAACUUCAAAGAGGAAGAGUAA
Molecule: messenger RNA, 540 nt
Organism: Trichomonas vaginalis G3
Lineage: Eukaryota; Parabasalia; Trichomonadida; Trichomonadidae
Product: KilA, N-terminal/APSES-type HTH, DNA-binding family
Exons: 1
Coding region: 1-540 (179 amino acids)
Source: RefSeq, a predicted model, not a curated record